UUUUUAAUACUCCAAGGAAAAGAAACCUGUAUUAAUUAAAAUAAUAAUCAUAAAGCUCUCUCUCUCUCUUCAUAACUCUCUCUCUCUCUCUAUAUGCUUUUCUUUAAUGGCGAUGCUUCUAACCACUAUCCCCAACACAACACCCACUGUAACUAUUUUUCUUCUUUUUCUCUCACUCUUUAUCAUCUCUGUACUCUUGUUUUCACCUUUUGGAGCUUCCAUGGAGUAUUUUUCUCUGUAAUGUUACCCUCCGCAUGUGAUCACCGACACACGUAAUGGCUACUGGAGAUAGAGCUAUGCUUCUGGUUUUGCUUGUACUCUUCACUUCGAUCUAUGUUGUUCGUUGUGUUACUGAUCCAUCUGAUGUUCAAGCCCUUCAAGUUUUGUAUACUUCACUAAAUAGUCCUUCACAGCUAACCAAUUGGAAUAAUGGAGGUGGUCCAUGUGGAGAGUCAUGGAAAGGGGUUACUUGUGAGGGCUCAGCAGUUGUCUCUAUAGAUAUAUCAAAUUUAGGAGUCUCUGGCACUCUUGGAUACUUGCUUUCAGACCUAAUGUCACUCAGAAAAUUGGAUGUAAGCGGAAACAGCAUCCAUGACACACUUCCCUAUCAACUGCCACCAAAUCUCACAAGCCUAAACUUGGCUAGAAACAACCUAAGUGGCAACCUUCCGUACUCCAUAUCUGCUAUGGGAUCUCUUUCUUACAUGAACGUAAGUGGUAAUUCACUUUCCAUGUCCGUAGGAGAUAUAUUUGCCAGUCUUAAGUCACUUUCUACACUGGACCUUUCUCAUAAUAACUUCAGUGGCGAUCUUCCGAGUUCCUUGAGUACACUGUCUCAACUUUCCGUUAUUUACGUUCAGAACAAUCAGUUGACAGGUACUAUCGAUGUACUCUCCGGUUUGCCUUUGACAACUCUAAAUGUUGCAAACAACCAUUUCAAUGGGUCCAUACCUAAGGAGCUUAGCUCUAUCAAGACCUUAAUCUAUGAUGGAAACUCCUUUGAUAACGCACCUGCAUCUCCUCAACCAGAAAGACCUGACAAAAAGAGUAAACCUUCUUCUGGUUCCAAGAAACCCAAAAACACCCCUGACGCUAAACAAAAGUCUUCUGAAUCUUCUGACAAGGGUGGUUUAUCCGGUGGAGUAGUAACCGGCAUAGUCUUCGGUUCUCUGUUCGUUGCUGGUAUCAUAGCACUUGUUCUUUACUUGUGCCUUCAUAAAAAGAAGAAAAGGAAAGUUGGAGAAAGCACAACAAGAGCUUCUCACAGAACAAGCCUUCCACUUAGUGUCAUACCCGAAGUGCAAGAGCAGAGAGUCAAAACCGUAGCAGACAUGAAGUCAUCAUCAUCGCCUCCAGACAAAGUAACCGUCGAUAACGUUAUGAAAAACGGGUCUCUAACUAGAAUGAGAUCUCCCAUCACCGCUUCGCAGUACACCGUUUCGUCUCUCCAAGUAGCGACAAACAGCUUUAGCCAAGAGAACAUCAUCGGGGAAGGCUCUCUAGGCCGUGUCUACAGAGCAGAGUUCCCCAACGGGAAGGUGAUGGCGGUUAAGAAGAUCGAUAACGCAGCGCUCUCGUUGCAAGAGGAAGAUUGCUUCUUGGAAGCGGUUUCGAACAUGUCGCGUUUGAGGCAUCCGAACAUCGUUCCGUUGGGUGGAUACUGCACCGAGCAUGGUCAGCGUCUGCUGGUGUAUGAGUACGUUGGGAAUGGGAAUCUAGAUGAUAUGCUUCACUUGAAUGAUGAUAGAAGCAUGGCGUUGACUUGGAACGCACGUGUUAAAGUGGCGCUUGGAACUGCCAAGGCUUUAGAGUACUUGCACGAGGUUUGCUUGCCUUCAAUAGUACAUAGGAACUUCAAGUCAGCGAAUAUAUUGCUAGAUGAAGAGCUUAAUCCUCACUUAUCAGACUGUGGUUUAGCUGCUUUGAACCCAAACACUGAGAGACAGGUUUCAACACAAGUGGUGGGUUCAUUUGGAUACAGUGCUCCAGAGUUUGCAUUGUCGGGAAUCUAUACUGUGAAAAGUGAUGUGUACACUUUUGGUGUAGUCAUGCUUGAGCUCUUAACUGGUCGGAAGCCUCUUGACAGCUCGAGAACGAGAGCAGAGCAGUCACUAGUGAGAUGGGCAACACCGCAGCUUCACGAUAUAGAUGCUUUGUCUAAAAUGGUUGAUCCUUCUCUUAAUGGAAUGUAUCCAGCUAAGUCACUGUCUCGUUUUGCGGACAUCAUUGCUCUCUGUAUUCAGCCUGAACCAGAGUUCAGGCCUCCAAUGUCAGAGGUGGUGCAACAGCUAGUGAGGUUGGUUCAACGAGCAAGUGUAGUCAAAAGAAGAUCAAGUGAUGACACUGGAUUUUCUUACAGGACACCUGAACAUGAGCACAUGGAUAUCUCUUUCUGAGUAAUACAACUACUCUAAGCUCCAUUCCAGUCUUCUGUUCACUCGAAGCAGCUCUUAUACUCCCAGAGGGAGAGAGUUUUGCUUGGUAACAGAGAGGUAAAGAACGCAUCCUGGUUCAGACUCACAAGUAUAUAAGAAGAGUCUCUGCAUCUUUUGCAAUCAUCCUUUUUCUUCUUUUUGUUGAAUAAUCAAUGAAUCUGAGACUUCUAAAAGUUUUGAGUUUAGCA
This is a messenger RNA of Brassica oleracea var. oleracea, 2623 nucleotides long. Its product is annotated as protein STRUBBELIG-RECEPTOR FAMILY 8. The coding region runs from base 276 to 2396 and encodes 706 amino acids. The record is from RefSeq and is a predicted model, not a curated record. Gene Ontology annotation, biological process: protein phosphorylation. Lineage: Eukaryota; Viridiplantae; Streptophyta; Magnoliopsida; Brassicales; Brassicaceae. Gene Ontology annotation, molecular function: protein kinase activity; ATP binding; protein binding. The transcript is spliced from 13 exons.